CUUGAUACAGCUUCUCCCUUUGCACUCUUCCGCCCUACGCUCGUUUCCUACUGUCUGCUGGACAGCCACAAAUCUACCUUACGCACUCGCUUUCAGUCCGGUUGCGGAAUACGCACCUUCUCUCCUCACUCCGAUUCACUUGCAGUCGCGCCUGUGCCUUGGCCAGUUCGGGCCGUCCACUCCCUUGAACCAACCUGUUGCAUAUCCUCCGACAUUUACUGCAUCACCUGGAUAUUGCACCUCACCUGAUUCGAAGUUUCCCUACCGUGGCCUGGUUGGCCGGAAAACUUCCUUUGCAAAACAUUCUGGUCUUCAACCACAUAGCUGCGGAUGAUCCGUUGAAGAGAUGCAAGCAGCAAUGCCACCGCCCCCUCGAGGGCCCGAGUUGUCUCCCACGUCUACUACAGGAAGCGACGGAUGGUCGGGACUCAACUCUUACAAUCAGAUUCCGCGCAAUGACGGUCCUUAUGCUACCUUUAACUCCUCCGGAGACGAUUACCCUGCCAAAGCAGCUCCCUUCCCACGACCCGGUCCGAAUUCUGCGAACUUUGCUCCAGGUUCCCUCGAUCCCUUGGGACAACGCCGGCCCUCAGAGUCUGGUUCUCGGGCUUCGUCGAGAACAGGGUCCGUCGCAGCUUCGCGGUCGAGCGAUGGUACAUUGGCAGACGAUCAAAGCAGAAAAUACAGACGAAUGGAGGCCCAAUUAUUCCAACAUUAUACUAUUCUGAAAGGAUACCUUAAGGGAGGUGCGCAGGCUCCGCCUCGCCCUAACAAGGCUCGGGACAAAUUGCUGCGCCUGUCGCCAGUGCAGUUUCACGAGUUGAGCACGGAUGUGUUUGAUGAGUUACAACGAAGACAAGCCGGGGCGCCUCUGCCUGGAAGGCCACCUAGGCAACAGAAUGUCCCUCCGUUUCUCCAACCUAGGCCUGACUUCCAUGAGAAGCGCAAUCAAGCCAGGCAAAAGUUAUCAUCCCUGCAGGCGCCGCGGUUCAAGGAUCUUUCCACCGAUGUAUUCUGCGAAUUGGAGAGAAGGUUCCCCCAAUUUGCGCGUUCCGAAGGAGCAAGGAGAGAAAGUUCUCGGUCGCACUCAAGAGGUCCUGGCAGUGUUGCGUCCAGCAAUGGUGGAGUCGGGUUCGGUCUUCCGUCGAGAGCCCAGACUUUUGGACCUGGCCCUGUGGGUUACUCCCAGAGGCAGGAGUCGGUGACGAACAUUCCACAAUUCGACAAUCCUCCGCCGCCAAAUGACUAUGGGCGCCCAAUGGCAAAGCAGUUCCAAAGCAAUACCAUUACUCCGAACAAGAGCAUGAUGGUUGAAGAUGAGGACGACACCCAAGCUACGGACUCAAAGUAUGAUCGUUCAAGCGACGCGUUCGGCCUCGAAAGUUCUCUCACCAGUCCGCGAAGUGAUAGAGAUACCUCAGCUACUUCACAAAGUGGGGUUAGCUACAAUUCAAAACCCAAUCAGCCUGCAAUGACGGAACUGCAGGACAAGUUGGCAGAUCUGGAGGCUACCCUGGACGUCAAAGAGACAGAAGUCCGCGAUUCAACAGCCGAGGCUGAAAAAUGGAAGAUUACCGCGGAAGCUCUGGAGAAGAAGCUCCAAGCGGCGGAAGAUCUCAACAAAUCGUUGAAAGAAGAGAUUGAAAGGUUGAAAGUCGAGCAGCCCAGCUACAGCGGAGAAAGCGUGCUUUGGAAGACGAAAUAUCUCAAGCUUGACCAAGAUCAUGAAGCUUUACAGGGUCGAUUGGCUCAGCAGCAGGAGUUGACCGACGAAGUCCGCCGACAAGGUCAAGCCUUCUUGGAAGAAAUGAGGGCCAUGGCGGAAGCGGGGGGUAAUCCAGAUCGCGAGCAAAAAUUGCAAGCGGACGUUUCUAGCUUGGAAGAGGAGGUUAAAGAAUGGAAGGCUCGCUACGUCAGAGCCAAAACACAGCUCCGCAGCGUUCGAGCCAGCUCAUUAGGUCUCAGCAUCACCCGGCCAGAUGCCAAUCGACACGCUGCUGCUCUUCAGGAUCGUGACGGACUGGUCAAGGACGUCCACGUCACGAAGUUCCAGAUAUCGAUUGACGAGCUGCUCCGCAUUGCAAGGUCGGACAAUCCUGCUGCUGUCCUUGACCAUAUGAAGACGGUGGUAUUGGCUGUACGUGGCAUUACGUCUGAUGUUGAUGCUGCGAGUACGGACAAAAACGAUGAGAUUGCCAAAAAGAGAGCUAAACUCAAGAGCAAGGUUUCGGCUACGGCCAACAAUCUUAUCACGGCGUCGAAGAAUUUUGCGUCAGCCGGUGGACUCUCGCCAGUCAGUCUGGUUGAUGCGGCCGCUUCUCAUUUAACAGCAGCGGUGGUUGAUCUUCUCCAUACCGUGAAGAUCCGACCUACCCCUCCAGGCGAGCUGGGAGACGACGAUGAUGGUGCGCUUGAGCCUCUACAGAGCAAUGGUUAUUUCAAUAUUGCCGAAACUUUGAGACGGCGAAGUGCAGUCGAAAGUGUAUACAGCGCUUUGAGCACGCCUCCGGAGACCAGGAAUGGCUCGAUGCAGGCGGGGCGUCCACGCAGUGGAUCUAAUUAUCUCAACGGCGCCGGCUUGGGCAUUCAAUCUACGUACGGUCCUAGCCAGGAGGAGGCUGAUCUUGAGGAUCUUAAGAUGUACCUCGAAGAUCAAACUGAUGGGUUGGUUCACUCCAUUACCUCCUUAGUUGAUGCUAUUCGAAACAACGAAGCUAUGCCCACGAUCCAAAACCAUAUUACCACCAUCGCUGGGACCAUUGAGAAUGUUGUGACCUCGGUUGAAAGAACGAGCAGCGAACUGUCCUCUUAUCAGGCAUUGUUGGUGGAGAAGUCGCAGCCGAUUGUCUCGAUCUUACAGGAUUGUCGCGAGAAGCUACUACAGGCCAGCACCGCUUCAGCAGGUUAUGAUGGAAGUCAACCAAGCAAGGAGUUCACCCAGAAGCUGCCACCAUUGGCGUUCCAGGUCGCCCGCGAGACUAAGGAGCUCGUGUCCAGAAUCAUGGCUAUUGAAGCUGGACGUGGUGAAGAGGAUUUCAGUUGAUGUCGUAGUCACGGCAUUCAAAAGAACGGGAAAUGAUCAGCACUCCCGGAGGUCUGGGUAUGAUAGACAUGUAUAUGUGUAUAAUGUAUCGAUCAAUGAACCAGACGAUUAUGG
Exophiala xenobiotica is the source of this 3157-nucleotide messenger RNA. RefSeq lists its product as uncharacterized. The transcript has 2 exons. Bases 347 to 3043 code for a protein of 898 amino acids. Gene Ontology annotation, molecular function: MAP kinase scaffold activity. The record is from RefSeq and is a predicted model, not a curated record. Gene Ontology annotation, cellular component: actomyosin contractile ring; cell cortex of growing cell tip. Lineage: Eukaryota; Fungi; Ascomycota; Eurotiomycetes; Chaetothyriales; Herpotrichiellaceae.